Vigna radiata var. radiata (mung bean) is the source of this 853-nucleotide messenger RNA. RefSeq lists its product as uncharacterized. The record is from RefSeq and is a predicted model, not a curated record. The transcript has 3 exons. Bases 106 to 765 code for a protein of 219 amino acids. NCBI's taxonomy places the organism in Eukaryota, Viridiplantae, Streptophyta, Magnoliopsida, Fabales, Fabaceae.
AAGUAUUAUCUUCUUCAUCCUUGGGCAUCCUCUUCUGAUAGGGUUUUGACGAGGGACAAAACAGUGACGUUUGAAGGGGAGUAAGGGGCGGGGGAGCGGAUUGAGAUGGGAUCAAGGGUCGCGUGUGAGGUUCAUAGAGCCGAAGUUGCCGGUGGCGUGUUCGAUUGUCUGGAGGAGCAUGGUGACGAGUUUCCCGGAAGGGGAGGUCGGGUUGGUUGGAUUUUCAGUGAUGAUGAAGUCCACGCAAAUUUUCAUUACUUAGACACUCAACCAUUCGACGUUGAUGGGGUGAAGGACAAUGAGUGCGAUGACAAGGAGUGGCUAUACUUCGAAGAUACUGUGCCUUUCGACGAAGAUGAAAUUUUGGAUAUCGAGGUAGUGGUACUUGCCGAGGAAAGUCAGGUAUUUGAUGGCGAUGACGACAUUUUGGAAAACGAAGUGAUGAACCUCGCUAGUGAAACUCAGACGUUGGGUGAUGGUGAGACGCAAUUGUUGGACGAAGUGUGUGAAUAUGAUAGAACGCAAGUUUUGGAGAAUGUCGAUGAUGAUGAGCUUUCUGUUAACAGUGACAAUGGUGAAGUGGAUAGCAGAAAGGGUAAAUCGUGGCAGCAAAACCGUUCUGAUCAUUUUGAAGCAAAGCCAAAAGCAAAUAUUGUCACUUUCUCCCAUACGGACAUCGUCGUUGAUUUCACACUCACUGUCGUUCCCAUCCAAAUAUUUGUUGAAGGUGUCAUGCUCUUCGCAAUUGAAGUCCUUGGCAGGUGAAUGAGCAUCACGCGCCCCCAAAUUUCUUUCAUUUAAAAAUUACAAACCUCUCAUGCGGAAUUAAUAAUUUGGUCAACAUACCACGUCA